Messenger RNA from Knipowitschia caucasica, 882 nucleotides. Lineage: Eukaryota; Metazoa; Chordata; Actinopteri; Gobiiformes; Gobiidae. The record is from the annotation of a GenBank genome assembly.
AUGGUUGUGUCUGUGGUUGGGCCUUUGGUUGUGUCUGUGGUUGUGUCUGUGGUUGUAUCGGUGGUUGUAUCGGUGGUUGUGUCUGUGGUUGUGUCUGUGGUUGUGUCUGUGGUUGUGUCUAUGGUUGUGUCUAUGGUUGUGUCUAUGGUUGUGUCUGUGGUUGUGUCUGUGUUUGUGUGUGUGGUUGUGUCUAUGGCUGUGUCUGUGGUUGUGUCUAUGGUUGUGUCUGUGGUUGUGUCUGUGGUUGUGUCUAUGGUUGUGUCUGUGGUUGUGUCUAUGGUUGUGUCUGUGGUUGUGUGUGUGGUUGUGUCUGUGGUUGUGUCUGUGGAUGUGGAUGUGUCUGUGGUUGUAUCUGUGGUUGUGUCUGUGGUUGUAUCUGUGGAUGUGUCUGUGGUUGUAUCUGUGGUUGUGUCUGUGGAUGUGUCUGUGGAUGUGUCUGUGGAUGUGUCUGUGGAUGUGUCUGUGGUUGUGUCUGUGGAUGUGUCUGUGGUUGUGUCUGUGGAUGUGUCUGUGGUUGUGUCUGUGGUUGUGUCUGUGGAUGUGUCUGUGGUUGUAUCUGUGGUUGUGUCUGUGGUUGUAUCUGUGGAUGUGUCUGUGGAUGUGUCUGUGGAUGUGUCUGUGGUUGUGUCUGUGGUUGGGCCUUUGAUUGUGUCUGUGGUUGUGUCUGUGGUUGUAUCGGUGGUUGUGUCUGUGGUUGUGUCUGUGGUUGUGUGUGUGGUUGUGUCUAUGGCUGUGUCUGUGGUUGUGUCUAUGGUUGUGUGUGUGGUUGUGUCUGUGGUUGUGUCUAUGGUUGUGUCUGUGGUUGUGUGUGUGGUUGUGUCUGUGGUUGUGUCUGUGGAUGUGUGUGCUGUGGUUGUAUCUGUGGUUGUCUGCAGCAGCUGA